AUGAAAAAUAAUGUGACUGAAUUUCUUCUUGUUGGACUGACCCAAGACCCAGCAAGAGAGAAAAUAGUAUUUGUCAUCAUCUUGAUUUUCUACAUUGCCACUAUUUGGGGGAACCUGCUUAUCAUUGUCACCAUUAAGAACAGUUCCUCACUUAGGUCCCCCAUGUACUUCUUCCUGACCUAUUUGUCUUUUUCAGAUGCUUGUUUUUCCACCACCACAGCCCCAAGACUCGUAGCAGACAGUCUGCGUAGGAGGAAGAGCAUCUCCUUUGAUGAGUGCAUGCUCCAGUUAUUUACAGGACACUUCUUUGGCUGCAUGGAGAUUUUGGUUCUCAUCUUGAUGGCCUAUGACCGCUAUGUGGCCAUCUGCAAACCUCUACACUACUUGAGUAUCAUGAGUAGGAAGGUAUGUAGGAUCUUGGUGGAAUUAGCCUGGGUGGGGUCAUUUGUGCAUUCCAUUGCCCAGCUCUUCAUUGCCUUGAAUUUACCCUUCUGUGGUCCCAAUGUAGUCAACCACUACUUCUGUGAUUUGCAACCCUUGAUGAAAUUGGCCUGUACUGACACAUAUGUGUUAAACCUCUUGGUUGUUUUUAACAGUGGAGCCAUCUGCGCAGUGAGUUUUAUAUUGCUAAUGAUCUCCUACAUUGUUAUCUUAUAUUCUCUGAGAAAUCAGAGUAGAGAGGGGAGGUUAAAAGCUCUUUCUACCUGCAGCUCUCACAUCAUUGUUGUCCUCAUAUUCUUUGGCCCCUGUAUAUUCAUAUACAGCAGGCCACUGACCACUUUUCCUGUGGAUAAGUUGGUGGCUGUUUUUUAUGCCAUUGGAACUCCUUUGCUCAACCCUUUGAUCUACACACUGAGGAAUAAAGAAGUUAAAACUGCUAUGAGGAAACUAUGGAGCAGCAGGAAAACUUUACAUAAAAAGUAA
This is a messenger RNA of Vombatus ursinus (common wombat), 924 nucleotides long. Its product is annotated as olfactory receptor 4C11-like. NCBI's taxonomy places the organism in Eukaryota, Metazoa, Chordata, Mammalia, Diprotodontia, Vombatidae. The record is from RefSeq and is a predicted model, not a curated record. Gene Ontology annotation, molecular function: G protein-coupled receptor activity; olfactory receptor activity. Bases 1 to 924 code for a protein of 307 amino acids. The transcript has a single exon. Gene Ontology annotation, cellular component: membrane. Gene Ontology annotation, biological process: G protein-coupled receptor signaling pathway.